Messenger RNA from Theileria equi strain WA, 1350 nucleotides. RefSeq lists its product as hypothetical. The record is from RefSeq and is a predicted model, not a curated record. The transcript is spliced from 2 exons. Lineage: Eukaryota; Apicomplexa; Aconoidasida; Piroplasmida; Theileriidae. Bases 1 to 1350 code for a protein of 449 amino acids. Gene Ontology annotation, molecular function: ubiquitin protein ligase activity; zinc ion binding; single-stranded DNA binding. Gene Ontology annotation, biological process: protein monoubiquitination; DNA damage tolerance.
AUGGUAUCUCAGCAGGGUUUGCUCUGGAAGUUCAAGGGAAGUACGGCGCCGUUUACGGCUUUGACCUCCUUGACGUUGCCCUGCCAAGUAAAAGUCGCUAGAGAGGCUCUAAAGGAGAAGCUAGGCCUAUCAGAGUCCACAGCCAUUGAUUUUGUGCUUUACUUGGAGGGGACACCCGAAGAAGUGGUUUCUGACUACUUUAUGCUCCAACCAAACUCCAAGGUUUACGCCAGAAGAUGUAUGGCAUCGGAGGCAUCCACUCUGAUAUCGGCUGCGAAUUCACAGUUCUUGGAACAGCACCCAGAGGAGCUCGAGAAAAUUGAACGAGAGGAAGAAAAGGAUGAAGAAGCGGAACAAGUUGAGAAUGAAGGGCAAGAAGAGGAUGAGGAGGAAGAAGACGAAGAUAGCAAGAUCAGUUCCAUUAUUCAGGAGCAAAACUUUUACGACAGCGUUGAUCAAGAGUCGCUAUCCAGGAGAUAUUAUCGCAAUAGGAUGCUUCUAGUUGGUCAAGGCGCUCCUAGUGUCCCGGGUACUCAACCUUCUGUCUCUACUACUCAAAGCGAAUCUGCGGCCGUCCCACAGCCCGGAGUUCAGGUCACACAAAAUGAGUACGGAGAUGCAGUGUUGGAGAUUAUAAAGGUUGAUGCAGACUACAUUUGCCACAUGUGUGGAGAGAAGGGACAUCAUAUAAGGAAUUGCGUACAGCCAGAAGGAAAGAGGCUGUCAAAGAAGAUUAGAUCUGCCACAGGGAUACCAACAGAUUUUUUGACACCAAUCAGCCCAGACGACAUUUCAAAGUACGACGAGGUUUACAUUUUAAAAGACGGUUCAUUCGCAAUAAUGAGGGAGAUAGAGUCGGUUUCCGGAGGCGCAUUUUUUACAAAGACAGUGGAUCAGCGUAUACAAACUCAACUUGGAAUAAGUCAAGAAGAAUCGCAAAACAUGUCCAAAGGUUUCAAAUGUACAGUAUGCAUGUGCUAUUUCAACAACCCAGUCACAACCUUGUGCUGCGGUGAAACAUUUUGCCUAGAUUGCAUAAUUGGCAAACAAAACAAUUCCAUGGACUUUGGAAAAAACAUCACAUGUCCCACAUGCAAAAAGAGCAUCAAAAUGACUGACUUGCAGUCCAACACAUCUUUGAAAAAGGCCGUACAGUCUCUCAUCUUGGGAAAUAUAGACGUUUUAAAGAAUGCAAAGGUAUCGGCUUCGAGUACAUCAGAAAAGAGAAAGCAACCAGAAUCUGAUCAGACACCAAAAAGUGCCGCCAAAAAGUCGUCCAUCGACCCUUCAAUUCUACAAAAGCAAAAGAAUCUCGCUGCAAACUACAUUGCCCAGUAUUUGAAAAAGUAG